UAAGGCCUUUGUAAACAGAAGACUGCCGAUUACCGAUAACCGUCAUCCUGCGUCAUCCGCCGAAACUCCAGAGAAGCCGGCAGUGAGCGGCGACUGCAUCCGCAGCGUGCGACGUGUUCGGGAUCACGUACCUAUUCUCCCAAGUUCUGUGCGGUGCCUUUUUACUCUCGAGUCCCGAAUAGCCGCUGCAUUUUCGAUGAAGCCGCCAACGCGAGUACACCGAGGAACGUUCAAAAUCUUUCUCGACUACUAAGUAUUUAUAAUUUAUGAGAAUCGACACCUCAGGGAAGGUUAACAUUCACAUUCCAAUUUGGGUUUUGGAAGACUGUUCUGCCUCUUUGCGAAAGAAAAGGACAAAAUGGUUCGCCAGUUGACUACGAAAGAGAAGAUCCAGUCAUUCAUCAGAGUAACUGGAGGUGGAUUGGCCAUAUUCAGUGGGGUCAACAUUCACUCAGGCAAUGAAAAGUUUUACGAGGAUUUCGUAAUGCCCGUCGUCCGACGUAUAGAUGCGGAAAAAGCUCACAACGUCGCUGUAUUUGCUACAAAAUUUGCCCUAGUUUCUUCAGGAGCAUAUGAGGACCCCGCGAGAUUAAAAACUACCGUAUGGGGACUGGAUUUUAGCAAUCCAAUUGGCAUGGCCGCUGGAUUCGACAAACAGGGAGAAGCUGUUAGUGGACUGCACAAGAUUGGAUUUGGUUUUGUGGAAGUAGGAUCUGUGACGCCACAGCCUCAAGACGGAAAUCCAAAACCUCGAGUUUUCAGACUAACAGAAGACAAAGCGGUCAUAAAUAGAUAUGGCUUCAAUAGCGACGGACAUGAGGUGGUUUACGAACGUUUGCGAAACGUUAAAAAUGGUACAGAAUUCGUCGGUGUGGUCGGCGUGAACCUUGGCAAGAACAAAACGACGUCAAAUCACGUUCAGGACUACGUUGAGGGUGUGAAGAAAUUUGGCGAAGUUGCUGACUAUUUCGUCAUUAAUGUAUCCAGCCCAAACACACCUGGGUUACGUAGUUUACAAGCUAAAGACAAUUUGGAGGAAUUGAUAAGCAACGUCAAAGCUGCCAGUGAAAAUUUGCCCAAGAAGCCUCCGUUGCUGGUCAAACUGGCACCAGAUUUGAGUGAUCAAGAACGACAAGAUGUAGCGGAUGUUAUUAAUUCGUCCAAAUGCAGAGUAGAUGGUUUAGUAAUAUCCAAUACCACGAUUGAUCGAUCAAAUUUGACGAGCUCUGAGAAAGAAGAAAAUGGUGGUCUGAGUGGAGCACCCCUGGCAAAUCUUUCGACUGCAAUGAUUGCCGACAUGUACCGCAGGACCCAUGGAAAAAUCCCAAUAAUUGGUGUUGGUGGAAUAUUCUCUGGGGCUGAUGCGUAUGAAAAAAUCAAAUCUGGAGCUUCGUUGGUUCAGAUAUAUACCUCUUAUAUAUAUCACGGCCCUCCUAUUGUGAACCGCAUAAAAAGGGAACUUGAUGAGCUUUUAGUCAAAGAUGGACACACGUCUAUUCGAGAAGCAAUUGGCAAAGACGUUAUAACGUUUAAAACAUAGGUAAAGUGUCUUAGUUAAAUGCAAAUCAUUAAUUCAGAUUUCGCCUCACUUUCCACUAUCAUUCAAAAUCAUUUUGUACAUACGAGUUUUUCACAUUCUCAAGGCAUUAGUUAGUUUGACUAAGUAAAUACCAGCGUAAACAUUAAUGAAUUUUUUUAUUGUUACUGCUAUAAGUAUAAACAAUUUAUAUCAAAAGGCAACUAACUAAUGUAAGCUGGCGAAUGAGGUGCCAGCGGUACAUUGGAUUUCAAAUUCAGAACGGUUUAAAAACUUAGCUAAUUUAAAAGGGUUUUUCGAUACAGUACUUUUUUCUUAUAAUAGUUGAAAAGUAAUAAUUCUCACCUCUCGUAGGUAUAAGAUAGAAUUGAAGAAACGCAGUUUCUAAAGCUGUGUGAACGAUUAUAUUAUGGAAGAAUAAUUGACUACGGUUCAUAGAAAAAUUCUUUUGUAACACCUCAGUGCUCCACGGAUAAAUCACCUUUUUGUGAUUUACAGUUACAAGUUGUGAAUAUAAAUAAU
Diprion similis is the source of this 2059-nucleotide messenger RNA. It is a transcript of the gene Dhod, whose product is annotated as dihydroorotate dehydrogenase (quinone), mitochondrial. Gene Ontology annotation, molecular function: dihydroorotate dehydrogenase activity. The record is from RefSeq and is a predicted model, not a curated record. Gene Ontology annotation, biological process: 'de novo' pyrimidine nucleobase biosynthetic process; pyrimidine ribonucleotide biosynthetic process. Gene Ontology annotation, cellular component: mitochondrial inner membrane; cytoplasm. NCBI's taxonomy places the organism in Eukaryota, Metazoa, Arthropoda, Insecta, Hymenoptera, Diprionidae. Bases 359 to 1540 code for a protein of 393 amino acids. The transcript has 2 exons.